Molecule: messenger RNA, 1913 nt
Organism: Carica papaya (papaya)
Lineage: Eukaryota; Viridiplantae; Streptophyta; Magnoliopsida; Brassicales; Caricaceae
Product: polyadenylate-binding protein RBP47B
Cellular component (GO): cytosol
Molecular function (GO): mRNA binding
Source: RefSeq, a predicted model, not a curated record
GCCUCCCUUUAAAACCAAGCCCAUUGCCUCUCUUAACCCCUCUCUUCUCUUCUCAUUUCAUCUCUCUCUCCCGCAAAACAACUUCUACUCUCUCUCUCUAUCUCUCUCGAUACAGCGCCUAUACAUACACAGUUUUGUAUUUAUAGAGUCUUGUUACGGAGGGGAAGAAAGAGAGAGAGAGAGGGAGAGAGAACGAAAGAUACCCAUCAGAUUGAUCUCAUCAGCAACCAACCAGAACCAAAUCACCAAAUCAAUCUCACAGAUCAAAUCAAGAUGCAGUCCGCCAACGGUCCUGAUCUGGGUAAUCCACCGUCGAAACAACAGCAGCCGUCGCCAGCUCAGCAGCAACAACAAGCGCAGCAGCCACCUCAGCAGUGGGUCGCACAUCACCCGCAGCAGCAGUGGAUGGCGGCUAUGCAGUAUCCGGCGGCGGCUAUGGUGAUGAUGCAGCAGCAGAUGAUGAUGUACCCGCAGCACUAUAUGCCUUAUAAUCAUCCUCAUCAUCCUGCUCAUCAGUUUCAUUACUCGCAGUAUCCUCAUCCUCAUCAUCAUCAUCAACAGCAGCAGCAACAACAACAGCCGCAGCAGCAACAAGGUCCGUAUCAACAGCAACAGCUGCCGCAGCAACAGCCGCAGGGAUCUGCUGAGGAGGUUAAAACGAUCUGGGUUGGUGACCUUCUUCAUUGGAUGGAUGAGACUUAUCUCCAUAGCUGUUUCUCCCACACUGGCGAGGUCUCUUCUGUAAAGGUUAUUCGCAAUAAACAAACGGGGCAGACAGAAGGCUAUGGAUUUGUUGAGUUCUUUUCGCGGGCAGCAGCUGAGAAAGUUUUGCAGAGCUACAAUGGCUCUGUGAUGCCAAACACUGAUCAACCCUUUCGUUUGAACUGGGCAUCCUUUAGUGCGGGUGAUAGGCGAGCAGAGACGAGCUCUGAUCUAUCUAUUUUUGUUGGAGACUUGGCUCCAGAUGUAACUGAUACUUUGCUGCAUGAGACAUUUGCUAGUAGAUAUCCAUCUGUUAAAGGGGCAAAAGUUGUCUUUGAUUCAAAUACUGGUCGUUCCAAAGGCUAUGGUUUUGUUAGAUUCGCAGAUGAAAAUGAGAGGUCAAGAUCUAUAACUGAAAUGAAUGGAGUGUAUUGUUCGAGUAGGGCAAUGCGAAUCGGUGUGGCAACCCCCAAAAAAGCAGCUGGUCAUCAACAACAGUACUCUUCCCAAGCUUUGGUACUGGCUGGUGGACAUGCAUCGAAUGGCUCUAUGGCUCAAGGUUCUCAAUCUGAUGGUGAACCAAAUAAUGCAACUAUAUUUGUUGGAGGACUUGACUCUGAUGUAAGUGAUGACGAACUCAGGCAACCAUUUUGUCAAUUCGGUGAAGUUGUCUCCGUGAAAAUACCAGUAGGUAAAGGAUGUGGGUUCGUGCAAUUUACGAACAGAAAGAAUGCUGAGGAUGCUAUGCAGAGUUUGAAUGGGACAGUCAUCGGAAAGCAGACAGUUCGUCUUUCCUGGGGUCGUAGUCCAGGAAACAAACAGUGGAGAGCUGAUCCGAAUAACCAAUGGAACGGGGGACAUCAUCGCAGUCAGAGCUACGGCUAUGGCUAUGGCUAUGCUGUUCCACCAAAUCAGGAUCCUAGCAUGUAUGCAGCAGCGACUGCCGUUCCUGGGGCUUCCUGAUGGGAAGUCCGGCAACUAUGUAACCUGAAUCGAACUCACAGAAGUAGUUAGUCAUCGAGAGAUUAUGAUCGAAUUAUAGUGGGUUACCGCUGGUUUGGCUAAAUCUGUAGUGUCUAAAAGAAUUUUGUAGCUGGAUUAAAUUGAAUGGUUGGAGUUGUGUUUAGGAUUGUAUUAUUAGAUUAUUUAAAUCUUGACUUCUGUUUGGAAGAUCAUCAGAUUGGGUGCUAAAUCUUGUUUUUCAUCCCAAA